AUUUUCUAACUAACUUAUAUGCAAUUAUGGAGAAAAUAUUUGCCUUUUUUCUGUUGUUGCUUCAGUAUGUUAUGGCUAGUUCAGCCACGACCCAAACUAACGCUACCACUGAUCAAUCGACUCUUCUAUCUCUGAAAUCCCAAAUUAUUUCCGACCCCUUUCAUUACUUGGAUGAGAGUUGGUCUCUCAACAUUUCUGUUUGUGAUUGGGUAGGAGUAACCUGUGACUCUCGUUACCAGCGAGUGAAGUCGUUGAAUCUUUCCAACAUGACUCUUACAGGCAUGAUUCCCCGGGAAUUUGGAAACCUCACAUUUCUUGUUUCUCUUGACUUGAGGAGGAACCAUUUCCAUGGAUAUUUGCCUCAAGAAAUGGCAAACUUGCGUCGGCUUAAGUUUGUUGAUUUAAGUGUGAACAGCUUCAGUGGGGAGUUUCCUUGUUGGUUUGGGUUUUUAGACCAACUUCAAGUAUUAAAUCUUGGAAAUAAUAGUUUCACUGGUUCCGUUCCCCCGUCACUCUCGAAUGCCUCCAGAUUGGAGACUUUACAAAUGUCUUCCAAUUUACUUGAAGGAAACAUCCCGGAAGAGAUUGGCAAUCUUCACAACCUGAAAUACUUGUCCAUGCAACAUAAUCAGCUUACGGGUUCUAUACCAUUCACAAUAUUCAAUAUCUCUAGAAUUGAAGUCAUUGCAUUUACGAACAAUAGCCUAUCCGGAGAUCUUCCCAAUGGUUUAUGCAAUGGUGUCCCAAUACUCAAAAGGCUUCAUCUAUCAAAGAACGAGCUUCGUGGCCAUCUGCCUACAAGCUUGUCAAAUUGUUCACAACUACAAGUAUUAGCUUUAGCAUAUAAUGAUUUUGAUGGACAAAUACAUAGUGAAAUUGGAAGAUUGAGUAACUUGCAGGGAUUGUAUCUUGGAUACAACCAUUUCACAGGUAUGUUUUAUCUUAUGAGUACUAUUGUAUCUAAUCACCUCACAUCUUUUUUACCGCACAUCAAAAUAAAUGCAGGGAUUAUUCCACAAGAAAUAGGAAAUCUUGUUAAUUUGGUGACCUUAGGCGUGGAGAAUAACCAGAUUAGCGGCUCUAUCCCGAUCUCCCUAUUCAAUAUCUCAUCGUUGGAAACUGUUUCACUAUGGAGGAACAAUCUCAAGGGAUCCUUACCACGGGAGAUUGGCAACUUAACCAAGAUGCAAUUUUUAUAUCUUCACGAGAAUAGGUUUACUGGUGAAAUACCCAAAGAAAUGAAAAAUCUCGUUGAGUUGGAGUUUCUUAGUCUUGGAUUAAAUAGUUUUAGUGGUUCACUUCCGAUGGAGAUCUUCAACAUAUCACGACUGAGAACAAUUCAACUUUCAGACAAUAAUCUAUCAGGAACUCUACCACCAAACAUAGGUUCUACCUUACCCAACAUUGAAGGGCUUUAUCUGGGUAACUUAACCAAUCUUGUUGGGACUAUUCCUCAUUCUAUCUCCAAUUGUUCCAAACUUACUAACCUAGAGCUUUCACAUAACAAACUCACAGGAUUCAUUCCCACUUCUCUUGGAUAUUUGACUCAUCUAAGCUUCCUAAACUUGUGGGGAAACAAUUUAAGCAGUGAUGAUUCAUUUUUAAGCUUCCUCACUUCCUUAACCAAUUGCAGAAAUUUAACAUAUCUUGAUCUAUCUAUGAACCCUCUAAAUGCCAUGCUUCCUGUCUCCGUGGGGAACUUCUCCAAAUCCCUUGUAAAGUUUUAUGCUGCUGCUUGCAAGAUUAACGGCCAGAUUCCAAAUGAAGUUGGAAACUUAAGCAGCUUGUUAGACCUUGUGCUUUCUCAUAAUAACUUCAUUGGAUCAAUUCCUACAUCAAUUGGCAACUUGAGAAACCUUCAGCGCUUCAACUUGCACCACAACAAACUUACAGGAUUUAUUGGAGAUCACAUUUGUAAAUUGCAGCAUUUGGGUGAAAUUUACUUGCGACAAAAUCAACUUUCAGGAUCUCUUCCUAAUUGUUUAGGGAACGUUACUUCCCUUAGGUGGAUACAUCUUGGUUUCAAUAAAUUGAGUUUCAAUAUACCAACAAGCUUAGGGAAUCUUAGAGAUCUAAUGGUUCUUAACUUGUCAUCAAACAACAUGGUUGGUUCUUUACCACCAGAAAUUGGAAAUCUAAAGGCUGCGACACUGAUAGAUCUGUCAAUGAAUCAAUUCACAAAUGGAAUUCCUAGAGAAAUUGGAGGAUUGCAAAAUCUGGAGCACCUUUCUUUGAGACACAACAAGUUGCAAGGAUCUAUACCUGGCUCAAUCAGCAACAUGGUAGGCUUGGAAUUCCUAGACCUUUCUCAUAAUAAUAUAUCAGGAAUCAUUCCUAUGUCUUUGGAGAAACUUCAAUGCCUCAAGUAUUUCAAUGUUUCUCACAACAAAUUGUAUGGUGAAAUACCCUCGGGGGGUCCUUUCAAGAACCUCUCCAGUCUGUUUUUCAUCAACAAUGAAGCAUUGUGUGGUUCUUCAAGAUUUAGCAUCCCUCCAUGCCCCACAUCAUCAACGCAUAGGUUAAAUAGGAAAAAAGUUCUUGUUCUAUCUCUUAUGCUGGGAAUUGCACUUGUAUUUGUUCCGAUUACCCUUGUGUUUGUAUGGAUAAGGUAUAGAAGAGGUAAAAGAUCUCCUCAGCGAACUGAUUCAUUGCCUACCGUAAAAAGAGAAAGAAUUUCAUACUACGAACUGCUCCAAGCUACUGAUUCGCUUAGCGAGAGUUAUCUGAUUGGCUCUGGAAGUUUUGGCUCUGUUUACAAAGGCAUUCUCAGAAGUGGAACUCAUAUUGCAGUUAAAGUGUUCAAUCUGCAACUGGAAGCGGCAUUCAAGAGUUUUGAUACAGAAUGUGAAGUUUUGCGCAGCCUUCGCCAUAGGAAUCUCGUAAAAGUCAUCACUAGUUGUUCCAACCUUGAUUUUAAGGCUUUAGUGCUCGAGUAUAUGCCUAAUGGAAGCCUUGACAAGUAUUUGUAUUCACACAACUACUUCCUAGACAUUAGGCAGAGACUAAGCAUUAUGAUAGAUGUAGCAUGCGCGUUGGAAUAUCUUCAUCAUGGAUGCUCCUCUCCGGUGAUUCAUUGUGACCUGAAGCCUAGUAACGUCUUGCUGGAUGAGGAUAUGGUUGCCCACCUAAGCGACUUUGGGAUUUCAAAACUGCUUGGUGAAGAUGAGAGUGAUUUAUACACAAAAACCUUAGCAACAUUUGGUUAUAUUGCACCGGAGUAUGGACUGGAUGGACUGGUGUCAAUAAAAUGUGAUGUCUAUAGUUACGGGAUCAUGUUGCUUGAGACGUUUACUAGGAGAAAGCCUAGUGAGUUUGAGGGAGAUCUUAGCUUGAAGCAAUGGGUGAGUUAUUCACUCCCAGAGGCAGUAAUGAACGUUGUAGAUGCCAAUUUGAUAACACCAAUGGAUCAUCGCUUACAGAAGGAGUUAGAUAUCGUGGCAUCAAUCAUGGAAGUGGCAUUAGAUUGUUGUGCUGAAUCUCCGACAAGAAGGACAAACAUGAAAGAUGUUGUUGGGAUGCUACAGAAGAUCAUGAUUCAACUUCUUGCAUGCUGAGCAACGUUCUCGGAAUCUCUUAUUUGCUGCAAAUGUUUACUAAAUUGUUAGAUUCAUUUAAGCAUUGUUUUUUUUUUUAAUUUUGUUUAAACACUUGAUUUCUGCAUGAUUCUGUUUAGCAAUACUGGUUGGUUUCAAUAAAUCUCACAAUUUCCCCUCCACA
Molecule: messenger RNA, 3717 nt
Organism: Solanum pennellii
Lineage: Eukaryota; Viridiplantae; Streptophyta; Magnoliopsida; Solanales; Solanaceae
Product: putative receptor-like protein kinase At3g47110
Exons: 3
Coding region: 27-3554 (1175 amino acids)
Biological process (GO): protein phosphorylation
Molecular function (GO): receptor serine/threonine kinase binding; protein kinase activity; ATP binding
Source: RefSeq, a predicted model, not a curated record